This is a messenger RNA of Lymnaea stagnalis (great pond snail), 3882 nucleotides long. The record is from the annotation of a GenBank genome assembly. NCBI's taxonomy places the organism in Eukaryota, Metazoa, Mollusca, Gastropoda, Lymnaeidae.
CAGAAGUGUUUGUGUCCUCAUCCCUUGAUCGGUAACGGGAAACUAGGAUGUGUUGCUGAAGGUACGCUUUCUUUAAUAUUGACCGGUCCAUUGGUCAAAACAAGACAUUUCUUUGAUAUGGUCCGUCCCAUUAGUCAAAAUAAGACAUUUUAUCGAACAGCGUCGGGCCAUUGGUAAAAAUAAGACAUUUUCUUUGACAUGAUGAUAAAAUUAUUAAUAGCACUAAAAAGUAUUUGUCUUUAAAGUUGCUACAUAACACACAAGGUCGCGUAACGCCCAAAUUCGGUUGCUUUCCGAUUACUUGUAGAGUGGCGCAAAACAAAAUUCUGUUUUGCACAAAAAUGUACCCCUACAUUUUGAAAUAAUCCAAAUGUUUUCUGCGGAUUGGCUCAGAUAUUCCCUCCCCUGUCUUCCCUCCGCUUCACACGAUUUCCGACUACCCCUCCUCCGUGCCUAUCAAUGUGACACUGCGAGGGCGAAACUAAGAUAGGACCAAGAGAAUACCCUGUAGCGUGACACAACUGGGAAUGAAUUCAGGUUAUGUAUGGCACUAGGUGCCAUAAUGCCUAAUUUGCAUGCUGAUAGAUGCCCUGCCAUCUGCCACUCUCCCUCCCCCCUCUCCCUCUUCCCCCUCCCAUUCCUUAAAUGUCCCCUCAUUGGAUCAAAUUGUCCCGAAAGAAAGACUGAAUUCAGGAAUACGCCAAAAUGCACAACUUGAUUUUGAAAUAAUCAGAUAUUUUCAGGCGUUAACUCCCCCACCCCUGCUCCGACCACUCCCCACUUUCGCAUGGGGGCGGUUGGCUCCGUCGAUUUCUGGCCUACCUCUUACAAUUCAAAUGACAGUCUCGGCCCAUUUUAUUACAGAAGAAGAGCAAAGUUUCCAUGAGACCAAAAGCAGCGGUUCCCAGUCUCCGUUAAUUGCACCGCUUGGAGGUACACACAAUUGUAUUGAUAUUGCGUAAAACGGAAACAAAUUAUUUAAAAAAAAAAACACUUCCUUUAAGAAAAGCUAUGUUUCGAUAUAAGUCUAAUCGAUGGGUACGUGUGAAAUAAGAUUGGGAGCUGUUGCCCUUAGGCGUGCCAAAAACUGUGUGAAUUUAGUUUAUGUUAAGCAUGGUGGGGCGGUGUUACAGCUAACCAUGGUCGUCAUUAUGCCCAAAUUUAGCGCUGAUAGACGCACUGCCAAAAGGAGUACAAGGUUCAGAGUGUCAAACUGGUUGGGACAAGAACUUUGCCACACCCAUCCACGAUAAAAACUCUGCAGAGAGCUGAAAUGGCUGCCCCUCCAGAAAAAUAAAGAAGGGACCAUGAGGGUGAAACACCCCUUCCGGCACCCUUCAUGCGCCACUGGUACUGGACAAUAGAACAUCUAAAUGCCCCCCCCCCCCACACACACUUUUUUGAACAAAUUGUAGGAAAGAAACAGUGCAAGCCGAAGGCCAUGGUGGAGGGGGAUUUGCCUCCACAUAUGAGAGGUGGGGAUAGACGCCCCUGCAAGUCCCUUCCGGCACCCUUCAAGCCCCACUGGUACUGGAAAAUAGAACAUCUAAAGGCCCCCCCCCCCCCACACACACUUUUUUGAACAAAUUGUAGGAAAGAAACAGUGCAAGCCGAAGGCCAUGGUGGAGGGGGAUUUGCCUCCACAUAUGAGAGGUGGGGAUAGACGCCCCUGCAAGGACUAUGUAAUGAAAAUAAUGUAUGAAAUAUUUUUAAACAAUAUGACAACUACGUCACUGUAGACGCAGUAAUAUUGUGAAUGUUUAAAGGUAAAGUGAAUGCUAAACUUAAUGACUUCUGUUCAUUUAUUAUAGAUGUAGGCGCCAUCUUCGUCCAGGCUGACCCACAUUUGAAAAACCUGUAUGAUGAGUUCCUUCCGAUAGAGACACCAUGUCGACAUCGAAUACUGCAGUACACGACACCCUCCUCUGACAGAGUUGAGGUGAGCGCCCGGGGUGCCGGGCCUCAACAUGGGGAGCGGAGUGCAACUGGGGAGGGGGCGUGGAUAGGGGAGUGACAUUGGACAUUGUGGUCACGUGAUGCGUCGGUUAGGAGAAUCGGGCUUUUUGUUACCAUAUAUUCAGUGAGCUUCGUGGGACAGAGUAGGCAUUACAUUGGACAUUGGGAUAGAUAGCUGUUGGACAUACAAGGGAAUUUGAAAGGCUUGGCUGCUGGGAUAUACAAGGAAUUUUGAGAGAUAUGGAUGUUUGAAUAUACAAGGGAAUUUGAAAUAGAUUUUUUGUUUGGAUAUAUACAAGGGAAUUUGAUAGACAUAGCUGUUAGGAUAAACAAGGAAUUUUGAAAGAUGUGGAUUUUGGGAUAUACAAGGGAAUUUGAAAAACAUGGCCUUUGGGAUAUGCAACGAGUUUUGAGAGAUAUGGCUUUUGGGAUAUACGAGGGAUAUACGAGGGAUAUAGGAAGACAUGACUGUCGGCAAUGGAUAUUGUGAAUAUCAAUGCGUACACUUGAUUGUAAAUGUUACGUUUGGUGGAUUGCAUGAACUGUGUUGGGGAAAGGGCUGGCUUAAAUCUUUUAAAGUCAUAUUUUGGAAUGAAAUGUCCGAAGAAUUGAUUUAUAAGUAGUCUAUAUAUUUUAUAAUAGGCAAUUUAAGAAUAUUUUUUUUACAUUUCAUUUUCAUCUGAAGGUCUACGCCGAUAACGCUUUGUACAAGGGAGGUAAGUACUACAUCAACAGAGCGGAAGUACGAUUUUUCGGCACGGGCUUCAGACUGCGAAAACUUUAUAUCCUGAUCGAGGCUUACGCCCAGGGUGGUGUCUACAAGGUAGUUAGAAUAUGUCAUUUGUGUCAUGUUUAGGUUGUAAGUAGUUACAAAUUAUAACUCUGGUCUAGCGUAGACUGUGUAAAUACUACGACAUCUUUCAAGCAGUUCGUGUUAUUUUGCGGUGACAGUUAGUGUUAUUUUAAUGUGACAGUUCAUGUUAUUUUGCGGUGACAGUUAGUGUUAUUUUAAUGUGAUAGUUCAUGUUAUUUUGCGGGGACAGUUCAUGUUAUUUUGCGGUGACAGUUCAUGUUAUUUUGCGGUAACAGUUCAUGUUAUUUUGCGGUGACAGUUCAUGUUAUUUUGCGGUGACAGUUCAUGUUAUUUUGCGGUGACAGUUCAUGUUAUUUUGCGGUGACAGUUCAUGUUAUUUUGCGGUGACAGUUCAUGUUAUUUUGCGGUGACAGUUCGUGUUAUUUUAAUGUGACAGUUCGUGUUAUUUUGCUGUGACAGUUGGUGUUACUUUGCUGUGACAGUUCAUGUAACUGUUUAUUUUUUUAUUUUACCGACUGGGUUCCUCACGCUGACCAGUUCAGUUUGUUCGUUACGCUGUGACAGUUCAUGUCAUUGUUUUUCUUUACGCUUUGACAGUUCAAAGAGUGGAGACGAACAGAAACUGAUGUGGUGUGGCAAAAACCAACUUCAGAAAUUGCAGUUUUGGGCGAAUAUCAGGUGCGUGAAUUGACGAUAAGAGAAAUAUCUUUCUGCACUUUUAAAACUGGACAAAGUCUUUAUACCGUAAUCUUUAUAUACUCAUUAGACCGAUUUUCUUUCUCUCUCUCUCUCUCUCUCUCUCUCACUCUCUUUCUUGCCAAAUAACUUUCUCUCUGGCUUACUCUCGUUCUUUCUUGCUGACUCACUCUCUCUUGCUGACUCACUCUUUCUCUGGCUUACUCACCUAUUGAUUUAUUACUCUGUUUUUUUUUUUCUUGUGAGAUAUUUUUAAAAAAUAUUUAUUUGAACAAAUCCUUCCCCCCCCCUCCCAGUUCAAUGUUACCUACAAUAAAGUGGACAACUUUGCUGAAGUCAACGCUGUCGAUGGCUUCGGUUUCAGCAUGAGGUUCAGGCCUGCUGAGAAGAUGACGGAGUUUCAGUCUCAGAUUCCG